Molecule: messenger RNA, 852 nt
Organism: Geodia barretti
Lineage: Eukaryota; Metazoa; Porifera; Demospongiae; Tetractinellida; Geodiidae
Source: the annotation of a GenBank genome assembly
CGGCGCUGUCCUGGUGGCGGCGGCGGAUCUGCCCGUCGCCGAAUACAGCCCGCGCUCGGUAAAACAGGCGCUUACCGGGUACGGAGCGGCCGGAAAGGGUUCGGUGGCCGUCAUGGUGGCCCGGCGACUCGGCAUGGCCGACCCGCCGGCCUCGGAGGACGCGUCGGACGCGCUCGCCGUCGCCAUCUGCCAUCUGGACGCCCGGCGGGCCAAGGCCCGUCUGGCCCGUGCCACUCAGGGACGAUCCGGGUGAUCGAGCGCCUUGCCGGCAGGCUCCUGGCGACUGGCGAAGGCCACGUCGUGCUGGACGUCCACGGGAUCGGUUUCAGGCUGCAGGUAUCGACGGGUACCGCGUCGCGCCUUGGAGUUUUGGGAGACGAGAUAUCGCUCACCGUCCGGAUGUUGCUGCAUCGCGAGGAGACCGUUCAGCUCUACGGAUUCCGGGAGACCGAAGAAGCGGCCCUCUUCGACCAGCUCCGGGGAGUCAGUGGGGUGGGCCCUUCCGUGGCCCUGAAUCUCCUGUCGCUGUCCGUUCCGCGGCUGCGCCAGGCCAUCCGGGACAAGGAAGUGAAGAUGCUCCAGGCAGCUCCGGGAGUGGGCGCAAAGCUGGCGCGCCGCCUCAUUACGGAACUUGCGGAGGCGCUGCCGGAGGAGGAAAGCCCGGCGGCGCCGGCGGUCGGGGCGCGGGAUCCGGUGCACGAGGCGUUGGUCACCGCCUUCACCAACCUGCAGUUCACCGACCGGCGCCGCAUCGAUGAAGUCGUGCAAUCCGUCCGGGCCGAAAAGCCCGACGCCGACCUGCAGGAUCUCUUCAAGGCGGCUCUCAGUCGCCUGUCCGCUCGAGGAGCUUGA